AGGAGCUCCGCAAACGCAAAGUAGUACAAGAUACAGAGUUGGGAAAGGUUGACUCACUGGCCACAUCAUUGCAGCUUCGCUCCCAGAUCCAGGAAUCACUUGGCCUCAGCAGUAACACAUCCACCCCAGAGACAGAGAGAAGGUUUCCUGUGCACAAUCCAGCUCUGAUGAUGGAUCUGGAGGAAAAAUGGAUGGAAAGAGAAAGACCAAGUCUUUUGGCAGAGUUUCCGUAAGUCACAGAAAGGAGCCAUACAUCCGAUUUCAAAAGGUGACGAUGUUGGUUUUGUGGCCAGUGACAUCACUAUGAGUGAUGAAGAGCGCAUCCAGCUGAUGAUGAUGGUGAAGGAGAACAUGAUUUCUAUAGAGGAAGCCCUGGCACGGCUCAAAGAGUUUGAAAUUCAGAACAGACAGACAUGCAGACAUGCGCCCACAGAAUGGAUCGAUCCCUACAGUACUACUACAACAGAGCCGUUCAACUGCAACCAUUAUGACCUGUCAGAUAACGAACAGGAAGAGUCUGUAUCAUUCAGAAGACUCCAUAAACUGGUCAACUCAACACGAAAGGCGAGGAAGAAAUUGGUGAGACACGAUGAGUGGAAGAGGCCCGGAGCAGACGAGACUCUGACUGUAGAUGGGUGUCCCUGUGGAGACGUCGGCAGCUCGCUGUACUCCGGCGUACAGAGGAAUCCGGCUGUUUGCCCUGUGGACUGCCUCGCCUCAGCUCUGCAGGAGCAGCUCACCUAUGACAGAGACUCUGACAGCUUAACCACCACCUCCCCCUCCUCCAGCAGCCUGGACACCUGCAGCAGCCAGAGGAUCUUCAAGGCCUUCAACAAAGCUGACAGCGGUCUCAUCCAUCAGGAUACUAGCUCUGUGGGGGAGACGAGGGAAUCCGCUGAAGGUAGUGGCUCAUUUUCAGAAACUGAAGGUGGGAAUGAGGAGGAACCUAAAAUUGCCCGCCUCAGGGACUGAUGGAGAACUCCGCUACCGUGUUCUCAGCCCACUCAGCAACCAUGGGAGAGCCUGUAGUUUUGGAGGUUUUGAUCUGACCAACCGUUCCAAACAGGCAGUAAUCUCCAAUGGAGACAACACU
Molecule: messenger RNA, 1093 nt
Organism: Sphaeramia orbicularis (orbiculate cardinalfish)
Lineage: Eukaryota; Metazoa; Chordata; Actinopteri; Kurtiformes; Apogonidae
Product: SAM and SH3 domain-containing protein 1-like
Exons: 10
Coding region: 304-972 (222 amino acids)
Source: RefSeq, a predicted model, not a curated record